Closterium sp. Naga37s-1 is the source of this 3417-nucleotide messenger RNA. The record is from the annotation of a GenBank genome assembly. Lineage: Eukaryota; Viridiplantae; Streptophyta; Zygnematophyceae; Desmidiales; Closteriaceae.
AUGGGGAUGAGGAUAUUAGUUGGGACGCCGCAACCGCGGCAAGGAGGCGUGAGGAGGUGCAGCAGUGGGGGUCCCAGGCUGCUCCCGAAUUGGGUCCCCCCACCGCGAGGCAGCGGUGCAACAGGAAAGAGGCCACGUACGAGUGGGCGUGAGGGGUCGGGAGCGGGAGGGGUCGGGCCAGCGUCGAGUGGAGGUGAUGGGUUGAGCGCAGAUGGGGCAGGUAUCUCCGCCGCGGCGGCAGGUGGGGCUGGUCACUCCGUGGCGGCGGCAGGUGGGGCAGGUACCUCCGUGGCGGCGGCAGAUGGGGCAGGUACCUCCGCCGCGGCGGCAGGUGGGGCAGGUACCUCCGCCGCUGCACCUGUACGUGGGUCAGGGAUGGCUGGAGGUGCUGCUGUGAAUGCAAGCCAGCGCUCAGACAGGGUGGGCAGGACCCCUUCCGAUGAGGAGUUGGACCCAUGGACUGAGGAGGUGCUCAGUAAUGCAGAGGCCGGGCUGGUGCGUGGCAUGUUUGGUGAGAAGGUGAAUUAUGCUAGGCCUUGCAAGGUGUGCCGGACCAAGAUUAGCUGGAAAGAGAGUAGCACUAGCGCGGGGAAGAGACACCUCAAGAGGAGCCACUACACCAGUCUGCAGAUCUGGUGUCGACGUUUCAAGGAUCUGAACAAGCCGGACAACCUCACGUUUCCCGAUGGGGGAUGGGGUCCAGAGGUUCCCGACAACACAGCGUGGCCUUGGGAGCAUGCAGCCACGUGGCCCAGGAUUAGUUCGACACCCGAGGGUACCCCCGCCAGUGCGGUGACUGGAGACGCCGCGGCUGGUGGGGAUAGGCAGAUGAACAUGGGCGCAUUCGCCGUGCCGCGUGUUCAUGGACAACAGCUGCGAGAGGGGUUGGUGCAGCUAUUUGCGGCAGCCGACCUUCCGUUUCGACUGGUUGAGUGUCGCGAGGUGAGUGACGCCGUACUCUUGUCUUUGUUCAUCCUGGGGCUCCUCAUCCCAUCCCACCAUCUCUGCUCGUCAUCCCAUCCCACCAUCUCUGCUCCUAAUCCCAUGCCACCAUCUCUGCUCCUUAUCCCAUCCCACCAUCUCUGCUCGUCAUCCCAUCCCACCAUCUCUGCUCUUCAUCCCAUCCCACCAUCUCUGCUCCUCAUCCCAUCCCACCAUCUCUGCUCCUCAUCCCAUCCCACCAUCUCUGCUCCUUUUACCGACAUCCACACCACCAUUCCUGCGUUUCUAUUUGCAUCUACAGCAUACGGGGAGGCUGCUAGGGAGGACAUGCGGCAGCUAUUGGUGGGUGAUGGCCUGGCAGGAAGGAUGUCUCUCACCUUUGACAUCUGGACCGGCGAGAACAACGUGGCCUUCGUGGCGGUGACCUGCCACUAUGUCACCAGCGAUUUCCAGCUGAAGCAGGCUGUUAUAGACUUCAGGGAGCUUAAGGGCUCUCAUACGGGGGACUUGAUAGCCGAUGAGCUGGAGGAGGUGUUGAGGGAGUGGGGCUUGGAGAAGAUGCUGUUCGCCGUGACGUGUGACAACGCCGAGAACAACAGCAGGGCGAUGCGUCUGCUGGCCGGUGUACCUUACGCCAGGCCGGGCUCGCGGCCCAGGCACCCACCACUGCUCAGUCGCUGGAGGCACUUCGGGUGCGUGGCGCACGUCGUCAACCUUGCAGUGCAGGCUGCACUGAAGGUUGACGAGGUGGCCGAGCCACUCAAGAGGCUGCGGGAUGUGGCGAACUACAUCGGCUGGUCCACGCUGCGCACAGAUCGUUUCUUCGAGCUCCAGAAGGGAUACGCGGCGACCCGGCCCCAGGGUCCUCCGGGUUCGCGGCGAGCAUCGGGUCCGUUGCGCUUGAUCGUGGACUCGCCGACGAGAUGGGGUUCUACACUCAACAUGGUGAACAGGGGCUUCGAGCUGCGCAUGCCCAUUGCCAUGUUUUUCGACGAUUCUGAGGUACCCCUAAACCCUACCUCCAUCUUUACAACCCAUGUCUUGUCCCAUCCCAUCCCACCAUCUCUGCUCCUCAUCCCAUGCCACCAUCUUUGCUCCUCAUCCCACGCCACCAUCUCUGCUCCUCAUCCCACGCCACCAUCUCUACUCCUCAUCCCACGCCACCAUGCCUGCUCCUCAUCCCACGCCACCAUGUCUGCUCCUCAUCCCACGCCACCAUGUCUGCUCCUCAUCCCAUGCCACCCUCUCUGCUCCUCAUCCCAUCCCACCAUCUCUGCUCCUGAUCCCAUGCCAUGCCACCAUCUCUGCUCCUCAUCCCACGCCACCAUCUCUGCUCCUCAUCCCAUGCCACCAUCUCUGCUCCUCAUCCCACGCCACCAUGUCUGCUCCUCAUCCCACGCCACCAUGUCUGCUCCUUAUCCCCCGCCACCAUGUCUGCUCCUCAUCCCAUGCCACCCUCUCUGCUCCUCAUCCCAUCCCACCAUCUCUGCUCCUCAUCCCAUGCCAUGCCACCAUCUCUGCUCCUCAUCCCACGCCACCAUCUCUGCUCCUCAUCCCAUGCCACCUAAACCCUACCUCCAUCUUUACAACCCAUGUGACCCAUUCCAGCCAUCCAUCAGCAAGGAGACUCGAAAGGCGUGGGACGCCAUCAGGUUGACGGAUGCGCACUGGGACGACCUCGCCGAGCUCCGAGACUUCCUCACCCCAUUCGAGCAAGAGAAGGCACAGCUCACUCCUGGCAUCUCCCCUCUGCGCUCAUCGCUGAUUACUGCUGCUAUGGGCAAGCUGGAGCGACACAUGGGGGGUGUGAGCGAGGAGGCAGCGAUAGCCACUUUCUUGGACCCGCGCCAGAAGGUCGCACCCUUCAAGCACCGAGCGAGGGCAGCGGAGGGGAAUUUGAGAGGGGCAACACUGGAGCUAGGCCCUGAUAGGGUGAAGGCCCUGGUACGGGCGCGCCUUCCAGAGUACCAGGCAGCCAGCACCACGGCACAGGGCGAUGGUGGGGAGGUGACUAGUGCGAGGGGUGCAGGGGUGCAUGCGUCGGCAGGGGGCGGGGCUGUGGAUGCAUCGGCAAAUGUCAGCAUCCAGUCUCAGUUGUUCACACCGUGGGACGCCAUGGAGGCCGAAGAGGGGGAGGAUCCACAGGAUGAGGUGGAUCAGUACCUCGCAGAGGGGAGGCAGAGGGGUGGAAGCGCAUUGGAGUAUUGGCGCAGCAGGGAGACCUUGAAGGGCUUGAGGGCAAUGGCUCGCGAUUAUCUGGGGGUACCGGCUUCGUCAGCAGCGAGUGAACGCGCGUUCUCAAAAAGCAGGAACAUCAUUACUUGGCAGCGACACCGACUGGCAGCUGGCCAACUGCGUGCUUCCAUGCUGAUUAAGACGUGGCAGGACCACCACCCUUUGGGGACUCUCGCUCCCAAGGGCACCUCAACGGCAAAUCCUACCCUGGGAGUGGAGGAUGAAUCGAGGGGGUUGUGA